Molecule: messenger RNA, 2600 nt
Organism: Sinocyclocheilus rhinocerous
Lineage: Eukaryota; Metazoa; Chordata; Actinopteri; Cypriniformes; Cyprinidae
Product: zinc finger and BTB domain-containing protein 39-like
Exons: 3
Coding region: 178-2520 (780 amino acids)
Biological process (GO): regulation of transcription by RNA polymerase II
Cellular component (GO): nucleus
Molecular function (GO): protein binding; DNA-binding transcription factor activity, RNA polymerase II-specific
Source: RefSeq, a predicted model, not a curated record
ACGCGUUCUGAACCAACCAAGUGAUCUAGGUAGUCAGCUAACUAGGUUUUGAGACACCGUCCGUGUCUAUGCAGGGACGACUGUCUGGGCUAACAGGAACCGAGUGAGAUUAUUUGUCUGUCGCUAACUAACAGCACUCUAUGGUCCAAACCCUGGCUUUAGUCGGAAUUGCCAGGCAUGCGGAUCAGGCUGCAGGGCUCUGGCCACGCGGGCCGUCUCCUCUCCGAGCUCAACCGCUGCCGUCUGUCUCGCCUCCUGUGUGACGUCAUCCUCCAGGUCGGAGGCCGUUCCUUCCCUGCUCAUCGUGUGGUGUUGGCAUGCUCUUCCAGGCACUUUAACAGCCUCUUUUCCAGAGGUUCUGGCAACCAGGGUGCCGUUCCCACCACUUUCUCUCUGGACUUUGUCUCUGCCGCCAAUUUCGAGAAGGUCUUGACUUUUAUCUACACGGGUGAGAUUUUCACAGACUUGAUCGAUGUGGGUGUGCUGUACGAGUUGGCGGAAAGGCUCGGCAUAAGGGAGUUGUUGAACGCUUGCCAUGCCACCUUUCCUGACCUGCAGAGCUCCAGCUCUGGAGACGCGGUUGCCGAAGGGGAUUUGGAAAGCGAUUUGGUGUCGGCCAAUGCCGCGGCUGCGUCUGUUUGCUCGUCCUCUGCAGCAUCCUGCUCCUCGUUGUCUUCUUCAGCCGCUCCCACUCCUGUAACUCCAUCUCCGGUUUCUCAAGGCAGGAACGGCAGGUUGAAUCGCUUCCACUUGGCCAACCAGUCGCCAAAAAAUGAAGACUUGCAGGUACAUUUGGGUUACAAUCAACAGGUGACCAACAAGGCAAGUACUUCGGACAGUAACCGUUCUACAGAUGCUCUUCCUGGACUGACUUUGCAGCUCAAGACUGAGCAGGAGGAUGAAGGAGAAGAUGCAGGAAGUAACUCAGUGGACCAGCUUGUUGUUAAUGGUAGCAAAUCAACGUUUGGGCCUCAGCACCCAUGUUCCGUCCCUGAUUCUUCAGCCCAGCUUGGAGAGGAAACCUGCGCCCCUUCGUCGUCCUCUAAUGACCCCUUGGACAGUUUGCAGCUGGGGGCCGUUGCGGGACCAAUCAAAGAUUCUAGGAAGAGGCACCGACUACAGGAAGAGCAGACGGAUGGCAGCGAUCAGUGGCGAGGACUUUCAGAAGACAUCAUUGAGCUGAGCGACGAGGAGGAGCACUUCAUUGUGGAGGAAGAGGACGACGAGGACUUGAUGUGCAUCGAGAAUGGAGAAAACGGGGCGUCUCUCAGGCAGCUGGCGUCAUCGCAGCCGUGCAAAUCCUGCGGGAUGCUACUUCUGGUGGAAAACGCUGUUAUACGAACUCAUGCUGAGACGCACCUCUCGGAAACGGGUUUGUGUCAGGUGUGUGGCACCUCUUUCUCAGACCGAGCUGCUGCUGUCGCUCACGCCCUCACACAUGUGGGCAUCUUGCUCUUCUCCUGCGAUGUUUGCGAACAUCAGUUUCGGACUGAAUCCGCACUGAUUCACCACAGGCGUCAAUCAGCUGCCAAGUGCGCCCCUCAAAAUCCAGACCAACUGAACGGAGCCUCCCAACGACAAGGAGGGGAACUGCAGUGCACCAUCUGUGCUAAAUCCAUGGCAAAUGAUUUUAAGACUGUCAGGGACCACCUUCAGAGCCAUGCAUGCUUGAGGACAUUACGCUGUGGAGUGUGCCAGCUGUCUCAGCCCUCUCGAUGCGCCCUCCUGUGGCACACACUGACACACCUCUUUCCUAUUUACACUUGUCCACAAUGCGCCAGCCCCUUCCUGGAGAGCACGCUGCUGGAAAGACACCUGUCUCUACACACAGAGGAAGGAGCGUCGGUGAAACAGGAUGACGGCAGCCCAGAGACCAGUGGAGAAGGCCAGGCUGAGCUGCGCUGCUUCCUGUGUCCGCAGACCUUCCACUCGGAAACCGCGUUUCAUUACCAUCUCAGCGUGCAUUCGAACGAGCUCCAGGGCAGCCAGGUAUGGCCGGCCAAGCGCAAAGCGGACCAGCUCCUCGAAUACUCCUCAUCUUCCUCCUCACCUAUGGAGGCGAGCGGCUCGGGUAAAGCAGGUUACAACUUAAGCCUGGGCUUCAGCAUGCAGGACAAAAUGGCUCACGGUGGCGCCUUGUUUCCUGCCGGACUCGUACUGAACGGUAACUCUGGUGGCGGAAGGGAAAAAUUGUAUCGCUGUCGGUAUUGCGGUAAGCAUUUCGCACACUCGGGCGAGUUCACCUACCACCUUCGCAUCCACACGGGCGAGAAGCCCUACCAGUGCAAAGUAUGCAUGCGCUUUUUCCGUGGCCGUUCCACCAUGAUCUGCCACCUAAAGACGCACUCGGGCGCCCUCAUGUACCGCUGCACCGUCUGCGGCCUGUUUUUCUCCACGCUCAAGAUGGUUUCCUCGCACAUGGAGCUCCAUAAAGACCAGCUGCCGCCCGAUUUCAACAUCGAGGAGACCUUUAUGUAUAAUGACCACUCUAAAGAGCCCAUCCCCAAUAUGGACACCUGAAAGUCGCCCUCUCUUAACGCUCCGUCACACUGUGUGCCCACGUUUACAGUCGUGGCCAAAAGUUUUGGCAGUGACAUAAA